AUGCAGAACAAUCCCGAUGAAUUAAAAAGCAAGCGCGAUAAGUAUCCGUUGCGUCACCUCCUCCUGCAGCUGACAGCAGACGCCGCCGGUCGUCAGAAUCUGUGCCUGGAGCACAAGAUAUCCGGCUGCCUCCAACUGCCGCUCCGGAGAUCAGAAAGUGGUGACGUGGCGAAGAGCGCCGGUCACGUGGCACCAGAGAGCGAGUUCAGCCGUAGCUCGUACCUGUUGAGCCACAAGCGGACACACACAGGCGAGAGACCCCAUAAGUGCGAUCUCUGUGCUGCAGAGUUCAGCUGUAGGGUACUCCUCACACACCACAGGUGGACGCACACGGGCGAAAAGCCCUACAAGUGUAAUCUCUGUCCUGCAGAGUUCAGCCAGGGCACGAGACUAUUGUAUCACAAGCGAAAACACAUGGGCGAGAAGCCCUAUAAGUGUGAUCUCUGUACUGCAGAGUUCACCCAGAGGUCUGACCUCUCGCGCCACAAGCGAAGACACACAGAGUUCAUCGAGAGCACGAAGCUGCGCUAUCACAAGCGGAAACCCAUGAGGGAUGGGCCCUAG
Molecule: messenger RNA, 564 nt
Organism: Ornithodoros turicata
Lineage: Eukaryota; Metazoa; Arthropoda; Arachnida; Ixodida; Argasidae
Product: zinc finger protein 436-like
Exons: 3
Coding region: 1-564 (187 amino acids)
Biological process (GO): regulation of transcription by RNA polymerase II
Molecular function (GO): DNA-binding transcription factor activity, RNA polymerase II-specific; RNA polymerase II cis-regulatory region sequence-specific DNA binding
Source: RefSeq, a predicted model, not a curated record